AUGUCAAAAGCCCUCAUGAAAACACGAGCGGCAGCCUUUCCGUCGCCAGAAUAUAGACCUGCAACUCCUCGAUUUACGAAGCCUCAAAAAUACGACAUAAUGAUUAGUUAUUCGCACCACGAUAGAGACUUAUGUUUCAGAAUCUAUAAUCGCUUGCUGGAACAUAAGUUUCGUAUUUGGAUCGACAAGGAAAACAUGCACGGACUACAGACUAAUGCUAUGGCUGAUGCUAUUGAAGCAUCAGCAUUUGUUAUUAUUUGCAUGUCAGACGAUUACUUCAACAGCGAGUACUGUGAACAAGAAGCAAAAUAUGCGAAGCGAUGUAAACGUAAAUUGAUUCCAUUGAUAAUGACAAAGGACUUUCAUCCGUCAGGUUGGUUAGGAUUUCUAACUGUUGAUUUGAAAUACAUUAACUUUUCAAAGUAUGAAUUUGAUAAAGCCGUCGGUAUGUUACUCGAUGAAAUCGAAAUGUACAGACAAUGGAUGAUAGAGAAAUGGUUCAAAGCAGAAUAG
Molecule: messenger RNA, 513 nt
Organism: Didymodactylos carnosus
Lineage: Eukaryota; Metazoa; Rotifera; Eurotatoria; Philodinida; Philodinidae
Source: the annotation of a GenBank genome assembly